GGUCGAGUAUCUACUUCAUCAGCAAAAUAAAACGCCUCUCAUUCUUCUUCUCGCACCAAAUAGAAAAAUAUGCUACGGUUUUGUCCAUCCGUUUCUUCAGCAGAGAAGAGAUUUUCUUCAUUUCUUCAAAAAAACUCGAAAUUCAGACCAUUUUCUCACUUGGGCUUCUCUGAAAAUGGCAGCAAAACAUCUGCAUGUGAGAAGAAUAUGAAAAGGAUGAGAAAACCCACCUCAGCUCAAGAAAUAGAGAACAGCAUCUACACAAUACUUACUGUGCACCGUUGGGAAUCGCUGAAUCACAUGGACUACAGGCUAUCACCCCUUCGAACCGUUCAUGCAAAACUGGCCUUGAAAUUCCUCAAUUGGAUAAUCCGGCAACCGGGUUUUGAUCGCUUUACCCCCAUUUUCUGCAUCACCGCCCAUAUACUCGUUCGAGCAAGGAUGUAUGAACCUGCAAAAUCGAUUUUGGGACAUCUCUCUGGGAUGGGUGUUGGGUGUUGUUCUAUUUUCGAUACACUCAUGGAUACGUACCGCCAUUGCAAUUCAAAUCCCUCGGUUUUUGACCUUUUAAUUAAGGUUUAUGUCCAAGAAGGAAUGCUGGGCGAUGCUCUAGAGACCUUUCAGUUGAUGGGUGUUCGAGGAUUUAAGGCGUCAGUCUAUACUUGCAAUGCUGUCCUUGCCAUGAUUGUGCAGAAGGAGAGGAUGGCAUGUGCUUGGUCGUUUUUCAAAGAUAUGUUGGCGAGGAGGAUUUGUCCGAACGUGGGUACUUUCAAUAUACUGCUGAAUUCGUUGUGUACAGAAGGGAAGCUUAAGAAAGCCAGUUAUCUUUUGAAAAAGAUGGAAGAUACCGGUUAUAUGCCGACGACUGUCACUUACAACACCUUACUGGAUUGGUUUUGCAAGAAAGGGAUGUUCAAGGCGGCUUUGAAGUUGAUGAAUUGUAUGGCUAGCAAAGGUAUCGAGGCAGAUGUUUGUACAUAUAACAUGCUUAUUGACAAUUUGUGUAGGAAUAAGAGGAGUUCCAAAGCUUAUUUAUUGUUGAAGAAAAUGAGAAAGAAGAGAUUGUCUCCUAAUGAGGUCACCUACAAUACUCUUGUCAAUGGGUUUUGUAAAGAAGGGAAGAUUAAUGUCGCAGGUCAGGUUUUUGAUGAGAUGUUGAGUUUUAAUCUUGUCCCAAACUGUAUUACUUACAACACUUUGAUUGACGGGCAUUGUCGAAAUGGGAAUAUGAGUGAAGCUCUGAGGCUUCUAGAUGAAAUGGAAGUGGUGGGAUUAAAGCCAAAUGAGAUAAGCUAUGGAGCUAUUUUGAAUGGGUUUUGCAAGGCUUCUGAUGUAGAUGCGGCAAGAAAUCUCAUUGAGAAAAUGGGGAAGACGGGCCUUGUUAUCAACAACAUUAUAUACACGAUUUUGAUUGAUGGGUAUUGCCGUAGGGGCCUACUCUAUGAAGCUCUAUCUUUGUUUGAUGAAAUGUUAGAUGCUGGGAUGAGUCCUGAUGUUGUCACAUAUUCAGUGCUUAUAAAUGCAUGUUGCAAAGCGGGAAAGACGAACCAUGCAAAGGAGAUCUUAUGCAAGAUGUACAAAACUGAUGUUCUACCCAAUGGCGUUAUCUUUGCAACACUAAUAUACAACUGCUGCAAGCAGGGAAAUGUUAUGGAAGCAAUGAAGUUAUAUGCCAAUAUGAGCCAUAUGGGAUAUGGCGCAGACAUAAUUACUUGUAAUACAUUGGUUGCUGCUCUUUGUAGGAGUGGGAGGUUGGGAGAUGCGGAGGAGUUCAUGCGGCAUAUGACUAGGAUUGGCCGAGAUCCAAACUCUGUUAGCUUUGAUUGUAUUAUAAAUGGUUAUGGAAGCAGAGGCGAUGGAUUAAGAGCAUUCGCUUUCUUUGAUGAGAUGGUAAGAGAAGGUUGCUCUCCAAGUGCUUUCACAUAUGGCCAUCUUAUGAAAGGGCUAUGCCGAGGAGGGAAUUUGGAGGUGGCAGAGAGAUUUUUGCGUAAACUGCAUGAUAUUCCUUUUGCUGUUGACACCGUUGUCUAUAAUACAUUACUGGUUGAGACGUGCAAGGAAGGGAAGUUGGAUCAUGCAUUACGAUUAUGCGAUGAAAUGAUUAGAAGCAACAUAUGUCCCGAUCUUUAUACAUUUUCGAUUCUUAUCAAUGGUUUUUCUAGGAAAGGGAAGAUGCUCCCUGCAUUUUUUCUGUUUUGGAAAAUGACAGAAAGAGAUUUUUUUCCGAACCAUGUCACAUAUACUUGUUUGGUUGAUGGUCUUUUCAAAGGAGGACAGAUAAAAGCCGCUUCUUAUCUUUAUGAAGAGAUGACAAUGAAAGGCCUACACCCUGAUACUGUCGCAUUUAAUGUAAUGAUCAAUGGAUACUCCCGGGCAGGACAAAUGCAAAAGGCAGAUGAUGUCUUUUGUAUGAUGGGCUGUGAUGGUUUGCGUCCUAAUCUAGUAACUUAUAACAUCCUCAUGCAUGGAUAUUCCAAGAAAUUGUUAUUAUCGAGAUCUUUUGACUUGUACAAAAAAAUGACUGACAAAGGCCUUGUGCCUGAUAAUCUAACAUAUCAUGCGCUACUUCUCGGGCUUUGUGAAUCAGGCAUGCCGGAUGUUGGGAUCAAGCUCUUAGAAAAGAUGCUAAUAGAAGGUAUCAUUCCUGAUAAGUUGACAUUUAAUGUACUUAUUAGCAAGUACUGUGAGAAUGGUGAGAUGACGAAAGCUUUCGAUGUAGCUAAUUGUAUGAGUAGCUUAGGGGUGCUUCCAAAUGAAGAUACCUAUGAAAUUAUCAUCAAGGGACUUAAUAGAAAGUGUGCUUUCCGAGAAUCCCAUUUGGUUUUGCAUGAAAUGCGGGAGAUGGGUUUUGUUCCUAAGCACACACAUUACAUCACGUUGAUUAAUGGGAAAUGCCGUGUCGGUGAUAUACAAGGAGCAUUCAGAUUGAAAGAUGAGAUGGAGGCAUUGGGUCUCGUGCCUCAUGAUGUAGCAGAGAGUGCUAUUGUUAGAGGACUUUGCAAGUGUGGAAAGCUUGAAGAAGCAAUGUUGGUCUUCGAUAACCUGCUUCGAGGGGGCCUUGUUCCGACUAUUGCUACUUUUACGUCUCUCAUGCACGCUCUUUGCAAAGAAUCUAAUCUUGAAGAUGCUUUGCGUUUGCGGGAUGUGAUGGUGGGUUAUGGCUUGGAAAUAGACACUGUUGCUUACAAUGUUCUAAUUACCGGACUUUGUGCCAAUGGUCAUGUUGCUAUGGCAUUCGAACUAUAUGAAGAGAUGAAACGAAGGGGUCGUUGGCCUAAUAUUACCACAUAUGCUGUCCUCAUUGAUGCUGUUUGCAAGGAAAAUGAUCUUGUUAGGGGGGAAAUGCUUUUGAUGGAUAUUCAAAGUAGAGGUUUCAUCUCUCAAGGCCAGGAUACCAAAGAUAUGGAUCAAGCAUUGGUGUGUACAAUGCGGAGAUUAAAUCUUUUGAGGCUCAGGAGGCAGAAAAAUCAUAUAAAAAAAUGAAGAUGCGAGAUAUGUUAUCCCGUCAUUAAAGCUGCUGACAGGAUGCUGAUGAACAGGUACCAUGGCCUUCUACAGAGAUUCAUGUUGAUCCUUUAUGGACAGAGUGUUCUGCGAGCAAUCCUGGUUUCUCUCUCUCUCUCUCUCUCUCUCUCUCUCGCUCGCUCCAUGAUUAAACCAGAAGCUGAAGUUUUUUAAGCGAACCUGCAACAUUAACUUCUCAGAGGCUUGAUGUUUGCUUGCCAAUGGAACAUUGUUUAUGAUCACAGAGGUUGGAUGGUGAAGGGUCCCACUGGUGAUCGAAAUAGUGAUUCUCGUGACAAGACAAGCAAGAAGUUUGAAUUUAUACUUCUACAAGAAAUGUCUUCAUUGCUUCUGUUUCACUAAUAAGUCUCCGUAGGAUGAAACCAUAGAUUUUGAUAUCCAUGUUGGUCAUUAUGCAUACUUGGAUCAGCAUGCAAAAGAUGAGCAUUUCAAUCCUUUCUUGGAAGGGAAUGCGAAGCUGGAAGAGAAGCAUCAACUAGAGGCUCAAACCAACCAUCAAGUACUGGGUAUGUCUGAAAUACUUGAUUUCUUUCUUAUGAACCGCAAUGGAAGCAAAAGUGGUUGACUAUAGGCAAAGCUUGUUUCUAGCUGCCUGUGCACUGAAUCAGGAAAUACCCAUGUUCCGAAACGGCUUAGGGGGUUGUUCCAUCCAACCCUGCAAGCUGUUGACUAAUGCACUUGGAGACAAAUCCAGACCAUACAAUUGUAGGUGACAGCUUGGAUGAACCAUAGUCAAUAUAUCAUGUUGAUUAAAGUUCAAAAAUACGUAAGAUGCUAAAAAGUGAUUCAGAGCAACAAUCUAGGAAACAUGUCCGUAGAGUUUCUUUUCUUUUUUGAAAAUUGAAAAUUUUAUUGAAGGAGUCAAAGGCUCAAGAGAACAGGAAAAAAAAAACUCAAAAUUACAAACUCCACUCCUCGAUACAAGAGAACACCUUUCUGAAAGUGGUUCCCUGAGUUUCACUCCUAUCCCUAAAACAUCUGCCAUUCAUUUCAAUCCAAAUACACCAAAGAGCGGCCAACAAAGCAAGGUGCCAAUUCCUCCUUUCGAUAGAAGAAGGGCCCCUGAAGUGCCAAGACAAACAGAUCCUCCAUUGAAUUUGGAAGUGCCCAUGGCACCUUGAAAGCUGAAAAGAUGUAGUUCCACACACCCAAUGUAUAAGGACAGCUGAGAUAGAGGUGCUUCACUGAUUCCUCUUCCUUCUUGGACAAGAGACAGAUGUUGGGGAAGACCAUCCCUUUCUUGCGGAGAUUGUCCAUUGUCAAUAUCCUAUUUUGACCAAUGACCCAUGCAAAUGCCGUCACCUUUGGAGGAGCUUGGUAGUGCCAAAUAAACCUUGUAUUAGCUAAUACCAGCACCAGGUCCAUGAAUGACAUUGAGGAAGGACCACAUUGUGAAUCUGCUAGAUUUAUAUCUUAACCAGACAGGGUCAUCCAAAGCAGCCAGGUUGGGAUAGAUUCCCUUCUAGAAUAGCUAGCAGUCUCAUCAUUUCCUCAACCUUGGCCUCGGAUAAAGAAUGGCGACAUGAGGGUAGCCAAACACCACCAUUUUCCUGGAUGGAGAAACAAUUGGCUAUCAAGACAUUCUGGUUCAGGCAUAAUCUAGUUAUACCAGGGAAUUGGGAUUUGAGUGUGGUCUCUCCAAGCCAAACAUCGUCCCAAAUACUAACCUUAUCCCUGCUACCAAUUGAUAUCCCCAUCUCGAGAAGAAUUUUGCCUGCCAAAUGAGUAAUAAAUCUCCAAUAAAAGAAGCUCUGUAGAGUCCUUGAUCCACCUGCCCGAGUUCACUAGACCAUAUUUGUCAGCUAUAACCUUACGCCAAAGGUAGGGGUGUCAACGGGCCAGGUUAGGGCCGGGCUGUCCAAGCUUGACCCGCAUUGUUCAACUUAAGCCCAUACCCAGCUUGGGUCGAUGAUGGGCCAAAAUAGUCCAACACGAGCCCGCCCCGGAAUGUUUACAUAGGAUCAGGCCCAAGCCCGAUGAAGUUUUGUAAAACAAAAAGCAAUUUUGGUGGGCCCACACAUACCUCGGGCACGUUCUCCUUUUGACAUCCGAUCCGUGCAUUUCGUGGGCCCCGCUAACUCAAGAGAGAUGAAGAGAGAGAGCGGUGAACCUACCGCAAUAACCAGUGAUGUCGCUGGCCGAAGGCUCCAUUGCUGCACUGGUGACGAAGGCUUGGUCGGUUAAAUCGCAUGGGAGGAAUUCGUUGGGGUUGGAGAGAUAGGAAGGAAUGGGUUAGAGGAAAUAGAGACAUGCGAGUAGUUGGUUGAUAGUGAGAAAAAUGGAGAUAGUUGUGGUGGAAUUAAUGUUUUUAUUUAAUUGGAGGAAGUCACCUUUGAUUUUUAUGGGGCAUAGUGUUCGAAGUAUCGGUAUCGCUACAAGUUUCACUGGUCGGGGAUACAGAAACAUUAUCGAUAUCACUGAUAACCAGAAAUAUGAAAAAACAUGGGAAAAAAGGUAGAAUUUUCAGUGAAACCUCAGGAGAUGCUAAAAUACACAUAUUUGCAUAUUUAGGAAUUAAAAAUUUGUAAAAUGAAUGUAUACACAAUAAGUUUCCAUUUAAUGGGGCUUAAAAGCAUGUGUCGUUGUAAGAAAGAGUCUAACCAUCCCAUCCAUCCCAUUUAACCAUCCAAACAUCCAUUGAUAUUGCAGAAUAUCGACAAUUCCUGAUAUUUUGCAAAGAAAUCAUUAACAACAGGAAAGGAAACAAAAGAUUGUGGUGUUGAUAUUGCGCAUGUUGCGAUAACAAUAAUAUUGAGAUAUUAUCAAUAUUAGCAACGACAUUGAAAACUGCAUACAACAAUGUGCUCAUAAAAAAAUUAUGAAAAUACUUUUUUAAUAAACAAACUUUCUGUGAUAUCUCUAUGUUGGCGAUAUUAUUGAAAUAUCGCUGAUGCACUCGUGAUACAAGCGUCACCUAGAAUUUACAUAGUAAAAAAUAUUGGCGAUAUCGAUACAUUAGCAAUACAAGCGGCACCUGGAAUUUACACAAUUGAAAAUAUUGGCGAUAUCGAUUCGUUGGCAGUACUUAGCAAUACAUUGUUGAUGCUUGGAAUUUCUAAUACUACCGGUAUUAUUCGUAUUGCUAUUGGUGUUAUCGGUAUCGCCAAGCUGGAGAUAACGAUAAUAUUGGAGAUAAUUCAAGGCAUCAUUGAUUUGUAUGUGAGAUCUACUUCGACCAUGAGAUGUGUAAUCUCAUUUUAGGCAAAGAGAAAAAAUCUUAGGUUGAUCCAUGAUUCAGGUGGACCGCACCAAUGGAAACUAUUUCUAGAGAGAAGUCCACCCUUGAUUCUUAUAGGGACUACAAUGAUGAUUAUAUAAAAUUCACUCCAACCAUUAAAUGCCACACCAAUAUUUAGGCAUGGGAACAAAAAAUCAAGCUCAUCCAUGAUUCAGGUGGGCCACACCAAGGGAAACAGUUCGUAAGGUAAGCAUUGUCUUGUAUACUGUUUCCAACUGUGUGGCCCACUUAAAUUAAGGAUGGAGGUGAUUUUUGGGCCAUGGGCUUGGAAUGGUAUUACACACCUGAUGGUCAGGAUGGAUUUCACAUCAACACCUUGGUGGAGACCCCACCCAAGCCACGACCCACUUUAAAAAAAAUCACAUUUUUAAAAACCCCUCCUCCGAUUGGUGAGAUGCGUCAUAUCAGAGUAGCUUAGGUGAGACCUGGCCUCACCUAAGAUGGUGCGGCCCUUACCGUGGGGCCCACCUUGAUGUAUGUAUCAUGUAUCCACACCAUCCAUCCAUUUUUCCUGAUUAUUUUAGGACAUGAUCCCAAAAAUGAAGAAGAUCCAAAUCUCAAGCGGACCAUACUCUAGGAAACAAUGGUGAUUGAACACCCUACCAUUAAAAACUUCUUAGGGCGAACCUUAAUUUUCCAUAUUUUUUAUUUUCCAUCCAAUUUGUUGAUAAGGUCACGUAAGCCAAGAUGAAGGGAAGCAACAAAUAUCAGCUUGAUCCAGAACUUUUGAGGUCCAUUAAUGUUCGAUCACCAUUAUUUCCUAUGGUAUGGUCCACUUGAUAAUUGGAUUUGAUUCAUUUUGGGAUAAUUCCCUACAAUGAUCUGGAAAAAUGAAUGGACAGUGUGGAUACAUAAUAUGCACAUCAAGGAGGGCCUCAUGGUAAGGGUCGCAUCGUCUUGGUUGAGGCUAGGAUCUCACCUAAUCUACUCCCCUCCUCGAGACGGCAACCCACGUGAUGCAUGUACGAAACAACUCUCCUUGGGAUGCCCACCCUUCAUUUUUGAGGGACCCACCAUGCUGUGUAUUUAAGAUCCAAUCCAACCAUUAGAUGGGUAAUUCUAAGUUAUAUCCAUGGCCAAAAAAUCAGGAUGAUUUGUCAUUCAAGUGGGCCACACUAUGGGAAACAGUUUGAAGAGAGACGUCCACUGUUUAUAUUUACGGGCCCACUGCGAUGAUUAGAUAAAAUCCACUCCAACCAUUAGAUACCACACAAAAACAUAGGCAAGGCCUAAACAUAAGUCCAAUGCAUUAUUAUUAUUAUUUUUUGGAAAUGUUACAAUUUUAUUGAGAGACCGCCAAAAGCGGAAAAGAAUACAAAAAUUAAAAAAGAAACAACAAACUCAAAAGCAAAGUUACAGCCCCAAUAGGGCUAGAAGGAUAUAAAUGUCUAGUUCCUUGAUUCCGAUUGCCCAAUCAAGCACCCAACAAAUUGCUUUUCGCACGAUUGUCCCUGUUGCAACCAAGUUGUUUUCAAAACAUUGCUUGUUCCUUUCUCCCCAAAUGGCCCAUAGGCAUGCCAUUGCCCCUAACCGCCAAACCGCUUUUCCUUCUUUUCCAACACCUCCUUCAUGCCAUGACUCUAGGAAGGAUGACAUGGAUGCCGGCAUAACCCAAGAGACAUUGGGAGUUAUAAGAACGAGCUCCCACACCCUUGUAGCACAAGGGCAAAUGAAUGAAGAGGUGGUCCACUGACUCUACAUCCCGCAUGCACACUAUACAUAUAUUUAGGAGAAUCAUUUCUUUUUUACGAAGGUUGUCCACUGUUAGUAUCCUGUUCCUUCUAAGCAAUCAAACAAAAGAUGCAACCUUCGAGGGAGCUCUGUACUUCUAAAAACGAAAAUUAUGAGAUGAUGGGGAUUGGGAGGGACUAAGAAUCUUGUAAAAGGAUUCCAUUUCGAAUCUACCAGAAAUGUGCCCUUUCCAAACCAUAGUCUUCUGUUGAAGGUUCGAUCUUGACGUUGUUCAGUUUAUCUAGGACGCUUAAUAAAGCAUCAACUUCCGCGUCUGAUAGAUCCCUUCUACAAGGGGCCAUCCACACUAUCCGACCUCCUUCCAUCGAAAAGCACCUCUCCACCGAUGUGUACCUGUCCGAGGCUAUUGAUGCCAAAGCAAGGAAUGCCUCUUUAAGCAAGCAUUCCAAAAUAUUAUUCAUGUGGGCCAUAUGAAGGGUAAUAGUUUGGAGGAUGAGUGUUGCCCUGUACGCUGUUUCUAAUCGUGUGGUCCACUUGAAACACAUAAGCGGCUAAGUUUUGGGUCCUAGGCAUAAAAUGGGAUGACACACCUUUUAGUCGAGGUGGAUUUUACAUAAACACCAUGGCGGGGCCCACCCAAUGUUCUAAAUAUCGGUAUCGCGUAAUGUAUCGCACCCUUGGGAUAUAGAUACGUAUCAAUUGUCACACGGGAUUUAUAUCGUUUGUAUUGCGUAAUUUAUCGCACUUUUCGGGAAACAUGGGGAAACAUUGGGAAAAUGGUUGAAUUUUUCAAUGAAACUUCAGGGAUUAUUAAAAAAGACUUCAAUACACACUUUUAAAUCAUAAAAUUUAAAAAAAGAAGUGCACAUAAUAGGUUUCUUUUGUAUAUGGUCUUAAGCUAUGCAUUGUUGGAUUGAACUAAGACAACUAUAUUCAAAUAUCAUGCAUAACAUUUAUAAAUGUAUCAAGACAUGUAUGAAAACACAACCAAUGCAUUCAAAAGUAAAACAUAUAGUAGAAAUUAUAAAACAUACGUACUAAUAAUGUGACUGGCUAUGGCCUAGACCCAUAGAGUUACACGGUGGCUCGUAAUCAUCGUCUCCAUCUCGAUGGGGCUGGAAGGAAUACUGCUCAUCCACAAAUCGACAGUACUGUGCCCAGGUCAUAGUAGAAUGGUACCAAUUGAGAUACUCCCUGACAUAACGUUGGUACUCAUCCUCUCCGAACUGAACUAAUAUGCCCAUUUGUGGGUACUGUGUAAUAGUCACAGUUUGUGACUGAUAUAGAUAUGGAAUGGGCAUGGAUGGUGCUAUUGGGUAUCCAUACUGCCCUCCAUAUCCAUACUGCUGUCCAUAUACCUGCCUGUAUGUGGAAGUCCUGACCGUAGUUGAAAAAUGAUAAUUCAUAACUGCUAGAGUCGCUCCCCGCAUAUCCACUAUGUGUCCAUACUCAUACUAUGGCACAGAACUCGAGCUACUCUCUUGUGUCUGUGAUCCAUAUCCAUUUUGUGGCCUGUAACUCGAGCUCCCCUUCCUUGUUCGUGAAUCAGAACUAGAGCCACCUCGCUUCCCACGAACGCUUGUGUCCCUCAUGCAUUUUGCCAGUAGCUCAAAAUCAGAAAGUUCGUGUAUGCU
Molecule: messenger RNA, 10089 nt
Organism: Magnolia sinica
Lineage: Eukaryota; Viridiplantae; Streptophyta; Magnoliopsida; Magnoliales; Magnoliaceae
Product: pentatricopeptide repeat-containing protein At5g55840
Exons: 5
Coding region: 70-3483 (1137 amino acids)
Molecular function (GO): protein binding
Source: RefSeq, a predicted model, not a curated record